AUGCUCGCCCUGGAGGACCUCGCCAUUCUGUGCAUGUCAUGCAGCGUCUCCUACUGCAGCUGGUACUUCUCCCAUGGCCCGCUCCGUCGCUGGGCCCGCAACACGCCCCAUGGCCCGCGACUCUUGCUGAUCUACGGCAGCUUUCUCGUGAGCAUCGCCUCGAAACAACUGUGGUCGAACUACAUGGCUGACCAGCGGCUCCCGCUGGUUCUCCGAGCCUACCGUCUCCAGCAGCAGACUGCGCUGGGCAAUACGUCGACCCCUUUGAACGUCACCGAGGCGCUGAUCGCCCUGGGUGACGUGGAGAUGCUCAUCGGGAACCCGGAGCUGGCGGCGUGGCUGCUCAAUCCGUGGUCCUUGCUGGUGAUGAAUAUUCUGUGGGUCAAUCUCUUGAUUGCGGGGUUUUUCGCUCUGGAACUGGCGCUGACGGUUAUCUGGCUUCCCGGUGUUGCCGACGAUGAGUAG
Messenger RNA from Aspergillus aculeatinus CBS 121060, 465 nucleotides. RefSeq lists its product as uncharacterized. The record is from RefSeq and is a predicted model, not a curated record. The transcript has a single exon. The coding region runs from base 1 to 465 and encodes 154 amino acids. NCBI's taxonomy places the organism in Eukaryota, Fungi, Ascomycota, Eurotiomycetes, Eurotiales, Aspergillaceae.